Lethenteron reissneri (Far Eastern brook lamprey) is the source of this 2649-nucleotide messenger RNA. RefSeq names its product outer dense fiber protein 2-like. The record is from RefSeq and is a predicted model, not a curated record. Gene Ontology annotation, cellular component: centrosome. Gene Ontology annotation, biological process: regulation of cilium assembly. NCBI's taxonomy places the organism in Eukaryota, Metazoa, Chordata, Hyperoartia, Petromyzontiformes, Petromyzontidae.
CAGUGCGGCAGGACCAUGAAGAUGCGCACGGGCUCCCCGCCGGUGCACGUGCACGUGGACGAAGACACGCCGGUGCACGUGCACCUCAAGAAGACGCGCAAGCCCCGCGUGGGAGCCGGCUCCGCGGAGGGACGAACCGUGGGGGGCGAGCGGGCGAGCGCACGGUCGACGCCGCGAGGACGGAGCCGCGGGCCGUGGAUCCCACCCGGAAAAACCUCUGUGCGGGACAAGACUUACGCCUGGGAGGGCCCCACGCACCGUCUGGAGAUCUCUCCCCUGCGGGGCGCCGACGCGGGCGGCAUGCGGCCCGGCCUGCACGUGAGCGACCUCACCACCACGGACGUUGCGGACGCUGCCCAGAGGGAGGAGGAGGAGGAGGGGGAGGAGGGGGAUGGGGAGGCCGCGACGGCGUUUGAGAAGACGGUGGACGGACUGCUGGCGCAGGUCAGCUCCCUGCAGGCCCAGGUGGACCAGGAGCGGCGGGACCGCGCUCGAGAGCGGGCGGUGAGCGAGGGGGCCGCGUGGCGCCAGCGCCGCCGCGCCGGGGGGGCGGCCAUGCCCUCCUCCCCGGGGGACGUCGACCUCUCGCCCCACCAGAGCGAGGGGCUGAGACGACGCAGCCUCGAGAUGCACGCCGGGCCCGACGGGGACUCGGCACGGCUGCCUGCAGGCGGCGCCGAUGGCCGCGACCGCCUGCUGGGCCAGCUGCUGGAGGCCGAGGCCGUGGGGGCGUCGGCGGCCAAGCAGGUGGCGGCCCUCCGGGACUUUGUGUCGCGCAUGAGACACGAGAAGGCUUUGAGCUGCUCGGACGUCAGCCGCAUCACGCGCCACAAGGAGCUGCUCAUGGAGAAGCUGGAGGAGUUUGAGGUCGCCAACAGAGCGCUGCGCAGGCUGCUUCGCAACGAGCACGCCAGCGGGCUGGACGUGACGCAGGUGAUGGAGCAGCGCGACGUUCUGCUGCGGAAACUCACCCUGGCCGAGGGCGACAACGCGCGCCUCGCCACGCGGCUGCAGGAGCUGGAGAAGGAGCUGAGCCAAGCAGCUGUACAGCUGCAGUUGGAGAAGGACUCGGCUCGCUCGGCCACCGACGCAUCUAAGGGCCUGGAGGUGACGCGCGCUCACCUCCAGGGACAGCUGCGCAGCAAGGAGGCCGACAACAACCGGGCCGCCACACACAUACGGGGGCUGGAGCGAGCGCUGGAGCAGCAGCGGCUGGAGGCGGAGGCGCUGGCCGAGGAGGUGGCUCGGGCUCGCGAGCGAGGGGAGACUGACAAGGAGGCGCUGAAGAAGGCGACGCGGGCGCUGAAGACACGGGCGCAGCGCGGGGAGGACGCAGCGCAGCAGCUGCACGCGGAGCUCCUGGACAAGGAGGCGCAGCUGGCGGACACGCUGGCGUCUGCCGAGGCGUGGCGGUCGCGCAACGGGAAGCUCUCCAAGGAGAAGUCGCAGCUGGAGAUGGAGGUGGCGACGCUCGGCGAACGAGUGCUGGACGCGGAGCGGCAGGCCCGGGCGGCCGAGGAGCGAGCGCGGGCCGAGCGGGAGGCGAGCGCCGAGCGGCUCCACCGAGCCAACGGCGACGUGGCCGGCGCACGGCUCCACGGGGAGCGCCUCAAGGCGAGCCUCUCGGCUGUGGAGGAGAAACUCCACUUUGCCGAAUCGGAGGUGCAGCAGCUGACGGCCACCAUGAAGCAGUAUGAGGGCCUGGUGGACGGAUAUAAGACCCAGGUGACGAAGACUCGCGUGGAGGCCGACGAGUUCAAGGUGAAGCUGGACUUGGCGGAGAAGGAGAACCGGAGGCUUCGCGACGAGAGCGGCCGGGAGGCCGAGCAGAUGCGGCGCUCGGUGGAGUCGCGUCUCUCCCAGUUGGAGCCGCUGCCCGAGAUGCUGAAGGCCGCUGAGCUGCGUCUGCGCGACAGCGAGGCCACGCUGGCCACCGCGCACAGGAGGGAGGCCGAGCAGGCGUCCAGCCUGGCCGAGGCUCGCCUCAAGGCGGAGCAGCAGGCGCUGCAGCUGGAGUCUGUGCGGGAGAGCGCGGCAUCGCUGCAGGAGGUGAAUCACGAACUGCAGCUCAAGACCGACGCCUUGCAGAGACGUGUGGAGGGCGCGGAGCAGCAGAGCCGCGAGCUGGCGCAGGCCGUGGCCCAGCGGGAGGAGGCGCUGGCGCUGGAGCGGCUGCGCGGAGAGGAGAGGGCACGCGACGUGGCGGCGCUGUCUCGCCAGCUGGAGCUCGCGCUCGACGACGCUCGCAGACAGGUGGAGCAGGCUCGUGAGCGAGCGCAGGGCAAGGAGCGCGCCGCCCAGGCCAAGGCUCUGGAACUGGAGGCUCAGCUGAGCCGCACUCGCGCAGAGGCCGCACAGCUGCGUCGCGCCAAGGACGACGCGGAGCGUCGGCACGCGAGCCGCCUGCAGGACCUGCGCGACCGCCUGGAGCAGUCCGAGACGACGAACCGCAGCAUGCAGAGCUACGUGCACUUCCUCAAGACCUCCUACGCAACGUGUUCGGCGACGCGGCUCCGCUCGCCAGCUCGCCCGUGCGGGCGCGCUCCGCCCGUGUGACGGUGCCGCCGGUCCCCCCCCCCGACCCGUGGCGACUUCGCAUCCGGAAUGCUCAGUCGUUGAAAAAGUUUUUUUUUUUACACGUAUAUUUCG